CGGGGGGGGCAGCGGCAGCAGCAGCAGCGGGGGAAGGAAGCGAGCUGGUCUCCGGAUUCCCGGGCGUGCAGCCCGACGGCCGCUGGGGCUCCCCUCUGCAGCCUGGGCCGGAGGCUUACUUGGGCCCCUGCCGCGGGGCUCCGCUGCUGCCCGGGGGGUGCUGCUCGGAGAGCCGCGGGGUUGUGCCCGCUCUGCGGGUUGCUCCCUUGGCGCACGGAGGAGGGUGGCUGGAGGUAGACGCUUCCCCUCCACCAGAGGCACCUUCCCUCCCAGCCUGCGCUUUCCCUUUUCUGGGAGGGCCUGCGAGGGAUUGCACACAAGUUACAGCUGCUCGGAGAGCCUGGACCCUGCCCGAGGCAGCCGAGCACGGUAUCUGCCCGGGGAACAUUGCUGGCGGCUUCCGAGACAGCAUCGGAUUUUUUUGGUGUCUUUGCUUGAAACCCAAGUGCACGUAAAAGUGCCUCCCCGGAUUUUCCCGUGUUGCUUCUCCCAGGGCUCCUUGCACCCCAAAGUCUGAAUGAUUUCCCUUUAGAGGCUUCUUUUUGAGAGGGCACCUCAGCGCCACGCUGCUGCAUCGUGUGUAUAAGGGCUUUCUCUUUCCUCCUUUAAAAAUAAAACCCUCCACUCCGCUGGAGGGCAAGGGAAGAUGCAGACCUUUCUGAAAGGGAAAAGAGUUGGCUAUUGGCUGAGCGAAAAGAAGAUUAAGAAGCUGAAUUUUCAGGCCUUUGCAGAGCUCUGCAGGAAAAGAGGGAUAGAACUCAUACAGCUUGACCUUACCAAACCAAUCGAAGAUCAGGGCCCACUGGACGUGAUCUUACAUAAGCUGACAGAUGUCAUCCUCGAAGCAGACCAAAAUGACAGCCAGUCAUUGGAGUUGGUUUACAGGUUCCAGGAGUAUAUCGAUGCUCACCCUGAAACCAUCAUCCUGGACCCCCUUCCUGCUAUCAGGACGCUGCUGGACCGAUCCAAGUCUUAUGAACUUAUUCGUCGAAUAGAGGCCUAUAUGCAAGAUGAGAGGAUCUGUUCACCUCCCUUUAUGGAGCUGACAAGCUCCUGUGGAGAAGACACCUUGCAGCUCAUAGAGAAGAAUGGACUAACAUUCCCAUUCAUCUGUAAAACUAGAGUGGCCCAUGGAACCAACUCUCAUGAGAUGGCAAUCAUAUUCAACCAAGAAGGCCUCAAGGCCAUCCGGCCCCCCUGUGUGAUUCAGAGUUUCAUCAAUCACAACGCUGUGCUGUAUAAAGUGUUUGUGGUCGGGGAGUCCUACACUGUGGUAAAAAGACCAUCUUUAAAGAACUUCUCAGCAGGCAUUUCAGAUAGAGAAUCAAUAUUUUUCAACAGCCACAAUGUGUCGAAGCCAGAAUCCUCCUCUGUCUUAACAGCACUGGAUAAAAUCGAAGGUGUGUUUGAACGGCCAAAUGAUGACGUCAUCCGGGAGAUAUCCAAGGCACUGAGACAGGCGCUGGGGGUUUCCCUCUUUGGGAUUGACAUUAUCAUUAACAAUCAAACUGGCCAGCAUGCAGUCAUUGAUAUCAAUGCAUUCCCAGGUUAUGAGGGUGUUGCUGAGUUCUUCACAGACCUCCUGAACCAUAUAGCUGCUGUCCUGCAGGGCCAGACACCAGAGGUGACCCAGCUAAACUUCAGCAAACUCGUGGCUGAGCAGACCGGUGGCAUAGUGGGGGAGCGGACAUGCUGUGCUAGUACAGGCUGCCGAAGCGUGAUGGGAAAAGACUCCUGGAUUGUGGAAAGUGAGACCAACAACUCAGUAAAGCUGCAGCACCAGAGACUAGGAUGCAACUCGGCAGUGUCCCCCAGCUUUCAGCAACACUGUGUUGCCACGUUGGCAACAAAAGCAUCCUCUCAAUAGCCAGACAAUGCCAUGGACUGAGGAAAAGCUUUGGGGAGUCAAAUCAUGGUCCUAGAAUCAGAGCAGGGUGUAACAAAUUUCCACUGAUUUAACCUGAUUUGUUGAUGAGAUGAUCUGAAAAGGAAUGGGGAAGAGAAAUGAUCCAGAUGCAUUUCAUCAGAUUCCAAUUGCAAAUCUAUAGUGAGCUUGCACACGCUUGUGUUUUUAACACUAGACCUUAAUGUGGGAGGGUUGCUUUUGCAUUUUGUUUUAGAUUUUAUUUGUAAUCACCAGUGACCAGCAUUUAAAAUCAGACCUCAUGGACCCGGAAAGAAUUAUAGUUAACAAGGCAUGUGUCUGUGCUAGAGAUUUUCCCCCUUUCCAGAGUACUUCCCAAGUGCUUUUCCAGCUGGACCCCUGAAAGGGAAACCCAAGUGAGCUUUAGUGUCAGCAGAGCAGGUUUGCCCAGAGCUUCACUGGCAAUUUGCUGAGGCACUAGGGCUGCACCUUAUUUGAUGGAUCAGAACAGGUGGCAGCUGCCCUCCUGCUUAAAACUGAGGUGGAGACUGCAGUUCCAACUCUGAUUCUCUUCCUUGGACCAAACUGUUUGAGAUAAAAGCAGCUUCAAAAUAUAUUUUGCCACAAGAACGCUGCCAUUGCAGUAAAGAAUCUUUUCUGAUCCAGCAAAGGGUCAGUUUGAAAAGCAAGGGGUGCUUGCUACUGGCAGGAGUUGGGUGACUUGGUAGAUAAAACACUGCCCUCUGUACUUUUGGCCUGUCAUAAGGCCCUGAAGUGUAUUCUGUAGCUAAAAAAAUAAUUGUCCUUCCAUUUCACUCGGGCAAAGCCUAGGAAUGCUUUUUGUUAGAUGGCCAGCAAAUUGACCACUUUUACAUUCACAGAGUAGUACACGAGCCUCGUAAAUCCUGUGAAUACAUGUGUAAUUCAGACUUGUAGCCACUAUUCUCCAUUAAUGCUUGGCUAUGCAUAAAUCAUUCUCAACCAAGGUUGAACAUGAGCAACGUUGGAUAGAGCCGGGUUUUGUGUAAGCUUGUGAUCUGUGACGGCUCUUCGGAUUUAGAGACGGUUACUCUCUGGGACUGCAAGAGGAGGCUAUUUAGGUAAAUUACAAGAGUAGUAGGUAUAGUUGUUUGUGAACGCUAGCAUAGUCUGAUCAUAUUUUACAGCUGAGAUACCAUAACAAAACUAAAAUAUAUGUUCUCUGCCUGCAACAUGGCAGCAUCUUCUGUCCUUUCACGUUUCCUGCAGCUUUUGUCAAUCGUGAACACUAAAUUGGAAGGAAAUGAAUCAGUCAUUGCUGUAAGAACAGGUUUCAAGCAUACACAUUAUUUUGAUGGGGUUUGUGACCUUUACAUCUUUAGGAAAUGCCUAGGAUAUGUUCAUCAAGAUGCUAUUAAGAAAAGUUCACCUUAGUUAAGCUCUGAGAUUUGGUAAUUCCAUUUUGUCUGUCUAAAGCAUUUAUAGAGCACUCAUCACCACAACACCUGAGUGCCAACUAGUCUAGUAUCUGAUAGCCACUGUGGCAGGAAGGAACAGCUAGGGUAUGAUACAAACUUAGGAGAGUGGAGGGAGCCAAAGCAGGAAGACAGGGAGGAAUGAGCCUAAGCAUUUGAAAAUUACUCACUGCCAUAUGACAGUGGCCCUCCUUUACGGAGAAGUCCUAUGGAGUCCUGUAAUAAUUGCUCUUAAACCUACCCUCCCCCCCACAAAAACAAAAAA
Messenger RNA from Pelodiscus sinensis (Chinese soft-shelled turtle), 3583 nucleotides. It is a transcript of the gene ITPK1, whose product is annotated as inositol-tetrakisphosphate 1-kinase. The record is from RefSeq and is a predicted model, not a curated record. NCBI's taxonomy places the organism in Eukaryota, Metazoa, Chordata, Testudines, Trionychidae. Gene Ontology annotation, biological process: inositol trisphosphate metabolic process. Gene Ontology annotation, molecular function: magnesium ion binding; inositol-1,3,4-trisphosphate 6-kinase activity; inositol-3,4,5,6-tetrakisphosphate 1-kinase activity. Gene Ontology annotation, cellular component: cytoplasm.